Molecule: messenger RNA, 1643 nt
Organism: Carassius auratus (goldfish)
Lineage: Eukaryota; Metazoa; Chordata; Actinopteri; Cypriniformes; Cyprinidae
Product: NF-kappa-B inhibitor epsilon-like
Exons: 6
Coding region: 243-1271 (342 amino acids)
Biological process (GO): cellular response to tumor necrosis factor
Cellular component (GO): cytosol
Molecular function (GO): NF-kappaB binding
Source: RefSeq, a predicted model, not a curated record
ACUCCGCCUCCUGUGCGCUUCACAUUACCGCCAGCACACUUCACAUCAGUUUCAUUAAUUUAAGAGUUUGACUCGCGUACUUUAGCUCAACCUGACGUUAAAAAUCCGUUGCGUCUGGAGUAUCUGAGGCGGUGGUGGGAUGAGAAACAAAAGCGAAUGUCUCUGGUGUCAUAAUGUCACGGUGAUUUUACGUUUUUCCAUCGUUACAUUUAUAUACUGACGAUACGCUUCAAAGCUUCGAAAUGGCGCGAAGCGGCGACGAGAAACAAGGCAAACUCGAUUUCGACGAAAGUCGGAUUGACUCCGGAAUCGACUCGUACAAGUCAAUACCCAGAGAACAGGACGGGAUUUCACACAGCUCUGAGGAUAAAGAUAAAAACUGCGCUUUGGAAGAGAGACUGGACUCUGCUUACGUCUCUUCAUCGUUAACAGUGGACAGUUUGGGGGAUAUUAUCGAAAAAUGCAGCAUUUCUGAAUGUGAAAGCGCGGCGGAGUGUGAAUACACCGAAGAGGAAGUCAGUUUCCUAACCACUGUUACAGAAGACGGAGACACGAUUCUCCAUCUGGCCAUAAUCCACGAAGAGGAAUGUUUUGCACGUCAGCUGAUAGACCUGUUUUCUCCAGAUCUGAUGGAUAUUCAGAACAACUUGUAUCAGACGCCGUUGCAUCUGGCCACGUACCUGAACCAGUCCACCGUCGUGAAGAGCCUUGUAGAGAAGAGGGUCUCGCUGGAGCUCCAGGACCAGGAGGGAAACACCCCUCUCCAUGUGGCGUGUGAGCAAGGAUUCUGGGACUGUGCCAAUGAGAUGAUGCACAGCGCCUCACCCAGCAAACUGGCCUACGUGCUGGAAGCACAGAACUGGAGAGGUCUGACGUGUCUCCACGUGGCUGUGCUGCACAAGCAUCAUCGUCUCCUGCGGCUGCUGAUGAAGAGCGGAGCGGAUCUGAACAUCCAGGAGGGGACGAGCGGGAAGACGGCGUUGCACGUGGCGGUGGAGCUGCACGACGCGCCGGCGGUGAACAUGCUGCUCAAUAAAGGAGCCAAUGUAGACGCGGCUAUGUUUAACGGCUGCACCGCGCUGCAUCUGGCCGUGGGCCGACAGGACGCCACCAUCGCUAACCUCCUGUGUCAGGCCGGAGCCGACAAGAUGAUCAGAAACAUGGAGGACGAGACGGCCCUGGAUCUAGCCGACGGCAAUGAUGAUAUUUUGGCCUUGUUCCCCUUCGAUGACAUUCAGAUCAUGGGCAGGACCGUCAUGAGCUUCUCCUGAACGUGUCAGCGGCACGUUCUUCAACUUUGAGAAACUGGUGUGAAAUUGCAGGACUUUGGUUUUAAUGAUGUACAGCUUUUGGAAAGGUCUGCGUGUAAGCUCAUCUAUUUAUGUCCAGCGGAGAUCGGGCUGGUUGUGCGGCAGUAACCGCUCGGAGUCACUCGUGAAGUGGUCGGGACGUGACUCGUAUUGUAUGUAGUCUGUUGAGAAACCUUCAUGUCAGACAACACAAAUGCAUUCUGGUCUAUAAUUAGCGUUAUUUGAUGUUUUGUAGCAAUACAGUGCUGGUGUAAACAAGAUGAGUAAAUGAAACACUGCUUUGCAAACGUUUUAUCCAAACAAAAGGUUCAAUAAAAGUAGUUUUAAUAUUUA